Messenger RNA from Bacidia gigantensis, 1839 nucleotides. It is a transcript of the gene DBP9, whose product is annotated as ATP-dependent DNA/RNA helicase. NCBI's taxonomy places the organism in Eukaryota, Fungi, Ascomycota, Lecanoromycetes, Lecanorales, Ramalinaceae. Gene Ontology annotation, cellular component: nucleolus. Bases 1 to 1839 code for a protein of 612 amino acids. Gene Ontology annotation, molecular function: ATP binding; nucleic acid binding; RNA helicase activity. The transcript has a single exon. The record is from RefSeq and is a predicted model, not a curated record.
AUGAAACGAAAGCUGGAUGAAAAGGGUGUUCCAUCGCCCGUGAAGGGCGACAUUGAAGCGUCCAGGAAUGCCGGAUUUGAGUCUCUUGGUCUGGACACUCGCCUACUGCAAGCAAUUGCCAAAGAAGAUUUUGUGGGCCCCACUGAAGUUCAGGCAAAAGCAAUACCUCUAGCACUUUCUGGCAAAGACAUUUUAGCUCGGUCCAAGACUGGUUCCGGUAAAACAGCUGCUUACGCGUUGCCCGUAUUGCAGUCAAUUCUGCGAAAAAAAGGUGGAGACAAAAACAAGAAAAGUGUUUCUGCUCUCAUCUUGGUGCCCACAAAAGAGCUUGCGCAACAAAUUACGAAGGCUGUCACAAGUCUUGCCGCAUUCUGUGCCCAGGAUGUUCGGACUAUCAAUUCUACCCAGAAUGUGCCUGAGGCUGUUCAGAGAACACAGCUUGCAGAACUGCCGGACAUCGUGGUGACGACGCCCUCACGCGCUGCAAACCAUCUGAACGAUGGUGCCCUCACCGUUGAAAGUCUUACACACUUGGUGGUAGACGAGGCCGAUCUUGUACUCUCGUAUGGAUAUGAGGAAGAUUUCAACGUGAUUGCAAAGGCAAUACCGAAAGGUGUGCAAACAACGUUAAUGAGUGCGACCCUCACGACUGAGGUAGAUACACUCAAAGGAUUGUUCUGUCGAGAUCCUAUUGUAUUGGACCUGAAAGAGAAGGAGAGUGAUGCCGGAGGAGUUUCCCAAUACGUCGUUAGAUGCUCCGAAGACGAGAAAUUCCUCUUCGCUUACGUCGUCUUCAAGCUCAAGUUGAUAAAAGGAAAAUGUAUCAUAUUUGUUGCAGAUAUCGAUCGAUGUUAUCGGUUGAAACUAUUCUUCGAACAAUUUGGCAUCAAGAGCUGUAUACUCAAUUCAGAGCUACCCGUGAAUACAAGAAUACAUAUUGUUGAAGAGUUCAACAAGGACGUCUACGAUAUCAUCAUAGCCUCAGAUGAACACGAAGCUUUGGGACAAAAGACAGUGAGUCGAAAGGACGACAACGACGGACUUGAUCGUAAUGGCGAAUCGGCGACGAAUGGCAAUGCGGAGGAAGGGGAAGAUGACGAGACAUCAACGAAGAGGAGAAAACGCCAGAAAGGGUCAAAGAAAGCCAAGGAGUACGGUAUCUCGCGCGGCAUCGACUUCCGCAAUGUAGCCUGCGUCCUAAACUUCGAUCUACCGCUAUCCUCAAAUUCCUACACGCACCGUAUCGGCCGCACAGCCCGCGCUGGAAAAAGCGGCAUGGCAUUGAGCUUUGCCAUACCAGAAGACCAAUAUCGAAAAACAAAGACCCUCUUCGUGCCCUCUACCAGACUUGACGAAAAGGUCCUGGCUUCAAUCACCGAGGACCAGAAAACGAAAGGCAAAGAAGUGAAACCCUACAAUUUCGAUAUGAAACAGGUCAAUGUCUUCAAAUAUCGAAUGAACGACGCCCUUCGCGCGGUCAGCAGCGUGGCCAUUAGGGAGGCAAGAACGAGAGAAUUGAAGCAAGAGCUCCUGAAGUCGGAGAAGCUGAAACGGCAUUUCGAGGAGAAUCCGCAGGAUCUGAAAAACUUGAAGCAUGAUAGCGAUCUACGCCCAGCAAGGGUACAGCAACAUUUGAAGCAUAUCCCAGACUAUCUCAUGCCGAGCGGUGGAGCGCAGGCGAUGGUCAAGGAUGUAGGCUACGUAGGGUUGAGGAAGGACGGGCCCGAGAACCGGAUUAGGAGGAUACGAGCUAUGAAAAGAGGUAGAGGCGGAAAAAACAAGCAAAGUGGAAAGGGAAGAAAUCCAUUGAAGACCUUCCGUGUUGGGGGCAAGAAAUGA